This is a messenger RNA of Penicillium canescens, 210 nucleotides long. RefSeq lists its product as uncharacterized. The record is from RefSeq and is a predicted model, not a curated record. The transcript has a single exon. NCBI's taxonomy places the organism in Eukaryota, Fungi, Ascomycota, Eurotiomycetes, Eurotiales, Aspergillaceae. Bases 1 to 210 code for a protein of 69 amino acids.
AUGGGUUCCGGUUGUACGGCAUUCGCUCUCGCUCGGGGAUCCCCGAACCAGUUGAAUAACCCGAAGGCGUCCUUCGCCCAGCACGAGGGGGUCUUCUCUCUUCGACGGGAGAGCGUGAGCGAGCCUGCCUGGCUUGAGGCGUUGUGGAUGGUUCCGCAAAACGAGUUCGCUUUUGCGGCUUUGGUGCCCACUUUUGUUCCCUCUCUAUAA